AUGUGUAUUUGUAAUACUAGGUUGCGCGUGGCACGACCUAGCGGGACAGAGACUGAAAUCGAUGACCAGCCACCAGAUAAGUGUCCCGGGAUUCGGUACAAGAUGAAGAGCCCUAGUUCUACAGGCAGGACUAAGCGCAAACACAACAAGCGGUAUUUCUUAGAGCAGAAAGACGCCUGGGCACACGAUCCUUAUCAGCGUUUUUUCGCGCAAAGAUUAGGCGAGCCUCUGCCACCUGGCUGGCGAAUUUCAGCCGAUAACAAAAAUACAAGAUUCCGUCACGAAUACCUGCCGCUCACGACCAAGCGGUGCACGCACUCCCCGGCCGCUCCACGAGCCGGCAGCCAGAAUAUCUACACGACUCCGGACAAAUCGCCGCUGUCCAGUGGCUCCCGACGGCCGGUGCAGAUGUCGGAGAGCGCAGCAACCUCUGAGUGCUCCUGCUACCCAUCCCCCGGGGACUCAGCAAUAGACACGGCAGACUUGCCGAAACCCAUCCCUAUAAGCUCUCUUGUCAGACCCGAGCGGCCUCUUGAUCUCGCAGAGAUCAAUCAAGCGCACGACAAGUAUGUCGGCUAUUCGGGCACCAAUUUCGAAUUAUUGAGCCGGACCAGAAACAGAAGGAAAGACUCCAUCCUGAGGAUCGAUACCGGGGCAACACAUUCGUGA
Molecule: messenger RNA, 669 nt
Organism: Ogataea haglerorum
Lineage: Eukaryota; Fungi; Ascomycota; Pichiomycetes; Pichiales; Pichiaceae
Exons: 1
Coding region: 1-669 (222 amino acids)
Source: RefSeq, a predicted model, not a curated record